This is a messenger RNA of Gadus morhua (Atlantic cod), 4404 nucleotides long. It is a transcript of the gene c1s.2, whose product is annotated as complement component 1, s subcomponent .2. The record is from RefSeq and is a predicted model, not a curated record. Gene Ontology annotation, biological process: zymogen activation. Gene Ontology annotation, molecular function: serine-type endopeptidase activity; calcium ion binding. NCBI's taxonomy places the organism in Eukaryota, Metazoa, Chordata, Actinopteri, Gadiformes, Gadidae. The transcript has 24 exons. The coding region runs from base 146 to 4384 and encodes 1412 amino acids. Gene Ontology annotation, cellular component: blood microparticle.
AUGGAAUUCAUAAAAUGCUGACAUUAUAUAAAUUUAAUAGAAACGAAACCAAAGUGGGGCUUCUAGGAGAGGCAAGGGAAGUAAAACAUUAUAAAAUAGGGAAGGUAGAGUGUGGAAGAGUUAGAGGAGAUCGGGUCGAAUCACCAUGUUGAGAUUAAGCCUCUGUCUAGCCCUCCUGGCCUCCUGCUGGGCCAGCGAUCCUCUGUCGGGCUGGGUCCAGUCCCCCGGCUUCCCCCGGGGCUACAAGCCCCUAUCAAGGCUGGAGUGGAGACGGUGUGCCCCCAAAGCCCACCAGCUCACCCUCAGCCUCACCCACCUGGACCUGGAGGACAGCCUGGACUGUGAGAACGAUGCUUUGGAGAUCUAUUCAGAUGGACAGAAGAUCGCCAGUCUCUGUGGCCGAAAGCCACUGGAGGAGCUGCAGUCCAGCGUGAGCCCCGACCUCAGGUCGUCGGCCGGGGGCUGCCUCUCCCUGACCUUUCGUUCCGACUUCUCCAACCCGAAGAGACACACCGGCUUCAGGGCCUUCUACACGGCCAAAGAUUUCGAUGAAUGCGAGCAUCCAUCAGGCCAAGAGUGUAGCCACUUCUGUCACAACUUUGUAGGAGGCUACUACUGUUCCUGUCGCCUUGGUUACAUUCUGGAUGAGGACCAGCACACAUGCACUGUGAGGUGCAGCCAGGAUCUGUCCGGGUCCCUGAAGGGCCGGAUCUCCAGUCCGUUCCGUCCGUACCCGGACAACAGCCGCUGCCGGUACACCCUGUCCGUGGAGCCCCACCUUCAGCUGCAGCUGGACUUCUCCGCUGCCUUCGACGUCGAGCAGGGUCCUGAUGGGGCCUGCAGGGACUCACUGACCGUUGAGACUCGUUCUGGGAUGCUGGGACCCUUCUGUGGUGCAGUGCCUCCUCCCAGUCCCUUACUCACACACUCAAACCACGUCGUCAUUCAUUUUAACUCAGACAACUACGGCUCCAACAAUGGGUUCACUCUCUUCUACAGGACCAAAGGCCAGACUUGUUUAGGAACAGUCACCCCCGAUUCUACAGUCGCCCCCAUGCGUCAGGAGUAUCACUAUGGCGACAGAGUGACUGUCACCUGUGACAUAGGUCGUCGAGCAAAUACACCUGAGGAAUCUCUAUCGCAUUAUGUGACAACGUGCCAGAAAACGGGCACAUGGAGUCCAUCCUACACCUGUGACUUUUUGACCUGUGACCUCGAUCCAGUUGCCGGCCAGGAUGUCCUUCAACUUAAACCCAAUCAAAUAAGCACUUCGUUUGGCGAUCAGAUUCAGUUUGAGUGCAGUUCCAGCUACUACAAUCUGGAAGGCCCUGACACGUACACAUGUGAUGCCAGUGGCGAGUGGGUAUCAAGUCUGGACGGGAGGAAGACGCUGCCAAGAUGCAUUGAGGUGUGUGGAAAGACUGCAGGUGCUAGUUCGGCUACUGGCAGGAUUCUGGGGGGUAAAAUGGCCAAAGACGGGGAGAUCCCAUGGCAGCUCUCGGUGAAGGGCCGCGGGUGGGCGGGGGCCUCUCUGAUCGGGGACCGCUGGGCCCUGACGGCGGCCCACGUGGUGGACAAGAAUGAUGCUUUGACACUGUACGGCGGGGUGUUCAACUUGGCACAGACCAACCAAAGAACCAACCUCCCCCAAGGUGAACCCCUGCCGGUGGAUUACAACAACGUCAUCGUUCAUCCCGGCUACACCAAGAACGUCCAAAGCAGCCAACGCCUCAACUUUGACAAUGACAUCGCUCUGAUCCGGCUGGCCUCCCGGGCGCCGUUGGGGCCGCGCCUGACACCCAUAUGUCUGCCUGAAGCCCAGGGGCCAUUGAUGGACGGCAUGCUGGGCUCUGUAGCGGGUUGGGGACAGACAGAUAAUAAAAGCCGCAGUCAGAUACUGAGACACGCUCCCAUCUCACUGAUGUCCUCUGCUGUCUGUAGGGACACUCCUCGAAUUGGGGCCGACUCCAUGGUUUUCACUCAGAACAUGUUCUGUGCCGGAGCGCAAAACAAGGACAGUUGCACUGGGGAUAGUGGGGGCCCGUUCUUUGUGCCGAGUUUGGGUGAGGGGAACAGAGGUGAGGCAGGGCCGUAUCGGAUUGAAGGCAUUGUUUCAUGGGGAGCUAAUUGUGGGGACCGGCAAUUCAAAGGUUAUUAUACUGCGGUGAGGAAUUAUGUGGGCUGGAUCCGCGAGACAAUGCAGAAAGUAGAGGAUGAAGAAAGGAAGAAUAUGAAGAAGUCAAACAACAGGUCUUGCAAUCAGCUUUAUUUCAACUAUUGGAAUUUAGAUAUGGGCAGACCAAACUGGAUAAUUUGGCUGCUCUGUGUGUUGGGGUGUGAGUGUUUGCCUGUGGCGGAUGUCGUGUGGCCCAACCACGGGAAGAUCCAAUCCCCCGACUUCCCUCAGCCGUACGGCCCAGACCUGCUAGAGCGCUGGGACCUCCGCGUCGCCGACGGUUACCAGAUCCAGCUCACCUUCACACACAUGGACAUAGAGCCUACUCAAGACUGCAGUUACGAUGCUCUAGUGCUUCUCUCGGAUGAUAAAAAGUUGUUGGGGAAGUUCUGUGGCCAGGAGGAUUCCCCCGAUGGGAAUCAUCCCGGCAACCAGCCCAUCCUGUCACCUGGCAACAAGAUGUCCCUGGUGUUCCAAACGGACGACACUAACUCUGAGCCGCACAAGGGCUUCUCGGCUCACUACCAGGCCAUGGACAUCGAUGAGUGUGCACUACUGGAUCCGGACUCAGAGCCACUCUGCUCCCAAAUCUGUCACAACACCCUGGGCUCAUACCUCUGCUCCUGUCACCAUGGCUUCGAGCUACGCCCAGACCAACACACCUGUAUGGCCUCCUGCGUCGGGGGAGUAUUUUCCGAACUCAUGGGUCAUCUGUCCAGCCCGGGGUUCCCUGACGCCUCCCUCCGUAAACUGGACUGCCGGUACCUCAUCUCAGUGGAGCCCGGCUUCACCGUCACCCUGAACUUCACCUCCACCUUUCACAUCGAGAGCGACGAGGGGGAGGAGGGCUCGAGCUGCUUGUACCAUUGGUUAGAGGUGACGGUCCAGGACCAGCAGCCUGUGCGGCUGUGUGGGGAUCAGAGUCCAGGACUCAUGAUCACCAACUCAAACAACGUCACUCUGGACUUCCACACAGACUCAGAGGGAGUGAGCGAUGGCUGGAGCCUACACUACAGCACCGAGAGGGUGAGCUGUCCGUCUCCGGGUAGCUUGACCCACGGCAGGGUAACACCGGCCUUCAACCAGUACCUCUACAAAGACUACAUCCACAUCCGCUGUGACCAGGGAUACAAACUAAUGAUGUACGGUCGAGAGAUAGACAGCUCAGUUAUCCGGUGUCAGAGCAAUGGACAGUGGCACCUCCCUCUCCCAGAGUGCCAGAUCAUCGAUUGUGGGAAGCCUGAAGAGUUGCUGAAUGGCGGAAUCAAAUAUCUAUCUGGCUCGGACUAUCAGCACCGCUCUGUGAUCCAAUACCACUGUAAUGAGCCUUAUUACAAUCUGGUGGGAGGAGUGAAAGUGAGUUUUACAUGUACAGCAGACAGAAAGUGGCGCGACAACAAUGAUGUCCCUGUAGUUCCAGUUUGUCUACCAGUUUGUGGGAAGCCGACAGCGCGGGCGGGUCAGGCUGGGAGGAUCCUCGGGGGCAAGUUGGCUCUCCCCGACACUUUCCCUUGGCAAGUGCUGCUGAACGUGAACGGACGGGGAGGGGGCAUCAUGAUCGGGGACCGAUGGGUAAUGACAGCAGCGCAUAACCUCGUUCACAACGGCAUACAAGUAGACAAAGAUCAAGUAAUAGUUCGGGGAGGACACAUUGACGUUAAUGAAUUGAUAAAUAGAGCAGCAGCGAGUGUCGCCUCUCUCCAUGUCCAUCCUGGUUACGACAACCCAAACCACAUCAACUAUGAUAAUGACAUUGCCUUGAUCAGACUGCAAAAUCGGAUAACGUUUAAUUCCUCAAUUAUGCCGAUCUGCUUGCCACCAGAUGGCGCCACUUACGUAGACGGCGUUAUGGGACUAGUCUCGGGCUUUGGGGUUUCACAGAAAGACGGAACAUCCAUCCUCAGCAACAAGCUGAUGUUUUUCAGUCCCCCCGUCGUCAACCAGCAGACGUGCAUCCGAUCGCUGGCAGGUGAGAGCCAACGGCUGACGGACAACAUGAUCUGCGCGGGAAUGCCCGACGGCAAGAGCGAUGCGUGCCAGGGAGACAGCGGCAGCGCGCUGGCCAUCAGCCAGGGGGACAUCUACACCGCCGCGGGCAUCGUCAGCUGGGGCAUCGACUGCAACACCCGCGGGAAAUACGGAGUCUACACCAGAGUGGUCAACUAUCUGGACUGGAUCAAAAAGACCAUGAACGACAACGACAUAUAAUAAAGCAUGUCUUGCUCUGA